This is a messenger RNA of Sabethes cyaneus, 991 nucleotides long. Its product is annotated as stromal cell-derived factor 2. Bases 127 to 786 code for a protein of 219 amino acids. The record is from RefSeq and is a predicted model, not a curated record. NCBI's taxonomy places the organism in Eukaryota, Metazoa, Arthropoda, Insecta, Diptera, Culicidae. The transcript is spliced from 4 exons.
AUCAGAACCAUAGUUAAGGAAGCUGAACAGGCAGACAGAAGGGCUCUCUGAGCACACACUGCAGCAUAAUUAAUAUUGAUAAAUUAUUCGAUUUUAGUAUUUAAAAGGCUUAGUAAAUCCAUUCAAAUGACGCACAUUUCCGAAAUAGUUUAUCUAGUCGUAGCCGUUAGUUUAAUUUCCAAUUUUGGCUGUAUCAGCGCUGCCAGGAAUAACAAAUAUGUAACAUGUGGAUCUGUUCUUAAAUUGCUCAACACUGACUAUCGAGUUCGACUGCAUUCGCAUGACGUAAAGUAUGGAACGGGAUCCGGGCAGCAGUCGGUUACGGCAACCGAAGUGCAAGAGGAUGUUAACAGCCACUGGGCGAUCAAGGCAGCCACCGGAAAGCACUGCGAAAGGGGAGAACCGAUAAAGUGUGGUGAUACCAUCCGUCUGCACCAUCUAUCGACGAACAAAAACCUACAUUCACAUCACUUCCAAAGUCCGCUUUCUGGAAAUCAGGAAAUAUCUGCUUAUGGGGAUGAGAAAGGUCUUGGCGACAGCGGUGACCACUGGAUGGUAGUGUGCUCUGGCGAUUCCUGGCAGCGUGCUUCUCCGGUUAAGAUGCGCCACAUUGAUACCGAUGCGUAUCUUUCGGUUUCGGGACGUACCUUUGGUCGGCCCAUCAACGGACAGAUGGAGGUGGUUGGCGUUUCCCAACCCUACUCCGGUACUGAUUGGACGGCCGCGGAGGGACUCUUCAUUCACCAGACGGAAGCGGACAGUGUACCGAGGCAUACGGAAUUGUAAUUAAACACGGGCGUACCGAGUGUGAUUUAAGCGUGUUUGAGAUUACAGGCGAUUUUUCUGUACUGUAAAUCAAAUUCUGUGAAACCAAACAAAACAGUAGGAUUGACAGUAAUUAUGUUUUAAUGCUACUAGCGCAAUUAUCUGCGUUUUUCGGAGGCUUAGUGUGAAUAAAAUUGCACUUGUACUGGAUGUCCGUCUUAAUCGA